Lepidothrix coronata (blue-crowned manakin) is the source of this 3355-nucleotide messenger RNA. RefSeq names its product C-C motif chemokine receptor 7 (gene CCR7). Gene Ontology annotation, biological process: chemotaxis; G protein-coupled receptor signaling pathway; inflammatory response. Bases 95 to 1219 code for a protein of 374 amino acids. Gene Ontology annotation, molecular function: chemokine (C-C motif) ligand 19 binding; C-C motif chemokine 19 receptor activity; chemokine (C-C motif) ligand 21 binding. Lineage: Eukaryota; Metazoa; Chordata; Aves; Passeriformes; Pipridae. The record is from RefSeq and is a predicted model, not a curated record. The transcript has 3 exons. Gene Ontology annotation, cellular component: membrane.
AAAAGCAGAGUUCCCCGAGGAGGGUCUCUGGCAGCAGCUGGAGCUUGUGAUGCUCUCACUGACACUGUGACCAGAUCCCUGCUGGAACCACACCAUGGUCGGGGGCAAGAAGCUAAAGGUCACCCUUGUUUUCAGCCUGCCACUCGUUUUUCAGUUCUGUGCCGGGGACAACGUCACCGACGACUACGACUCCAACAGCACCAUCGACUACAACCUGUUCGAGACCCUGUGUGAGAAGAAGGAGGUGCGUUCGUUCCGCGCCGCCUUCCUCCCGGCCAUGUACAGCCUCAUCUGCUUCACGGGGCUGCUGGGCAACGGGCUGGUGAUGCUCACCUACAUCUACUUCAAGAGGCUGAAGACCAUGACGGACAUCUACCUGCUGAACCUGGCUCUGGCAGACAUCCUCUUCCUGCUGACCCUGCCCUUCUGGGCCGCGAGCGCGGCCACGCACUGGCUUUUCGGGAAGUUUGCCUGCAAGGCCGUUUACUGCAUCUGCAAAAUGAGUUUUUUCAGUGGGAUGCUGCUCCUGCUGUCCAUCAGCAUCGACAGGUACUUCGCCAUCGUCCAGGCGGCCUCGGCCCACCGCCUGCGGCCCCGCAUGAUAUUCAUCAGCAAGGUGACGUGCGUCAUCAUCUGGCUCCUGGCCUUCAUCCUCUCCACCCCCGAGCUGGUUCACAGCGGUGUGAACAACCUGGAGACCCACCCUCGUUGUUCCAUCAUCGCUCAUGACCUGCAGACCUUCAACACUGGCAUCAAAGUGUCGCAAAUGGUGUUCGGCUUCUUAAUUCCCCUGCUGGUCAUGUCUUUCUGUUACCUCGUCAUCAUCAGAACGUUGCUCCAGGCCCGCAACUUUGAGAAGAACAAAGCCAUCAAGGUCAUCAUCGCUGUGGUCAUUGUCUUCGUCGUCUUCCAGCUGCCCUACAAUGGUGUCAUGCUGGCCAAGACCAUCUCGGCCUUCAACCAGACCAGCUCGUGUGAGGAGAGCAAGAAGCUGGACGUGGCGGAUGACGUGACCUACACCCUGGCGUGCUUCCGGUGCUGCCUCAACCCCUUCCUCUACGCCUUCAUCGGCGUCAAAUUCCGCACCGACCUCUUCAAGCUGCUGAAGGAGCUGGGCUGCCUGAGCCAGGAGCGCCUCUGGCAGCUCACCAGCUGCCGCGAGAGCAAGAGGUCCUCCUUCGCCAUGGAGACAGAGACAACCACCACCUUCUCCCCGUGAGCCGAGCCCCAGGCGCGCUGGGGCCGAGCUGGAAUGGUUCUGAACACUUCCUCUGUUCUGAACUCCCGGCAGAGCAAAGCCUGCCAAACUGCAGGGAAGGCAAGAGGAAAACCCAGGAGCCUCCCCCUGGGGAGAAAAUCCAAUAGAAUUGUCACUAAGAGCAAAGCAAGGGAGAGGUGGUGAGUGUACAGUUUCUCCUGCCAUUUCACCUUUAGUUUAGUCUUUCCCAGUCAAAAUCAGAAAUGCCCAAAAUAGAACAUUUUCCCUAAAAGCAACAAAUACCCAGAGAAACAGACACUGGUGCAGCAGAAAUGUUUGGUUUGGAGCUGAGCUUCCAGGAGCAUCACCCUUGCUUUGGAUGUCACUUUUAACAAGACAACCUGUUGCUCUGGAGCCCUACAGAAAUGCCCCUUGCACUGAGUCAGUCCAAGACAAACCAGCACCCACAGCCUUUGCCUCACCCUCGAUCCAACACACAACACCAGCUCUGGAGCACCCGAGCACAUGGCUGUACUCUGCCUUCCCCCAUCAGAAGCCAGAAAUGUCUAUAACUAAUAACAAAUCCAUACAAAUUAUAGCCACAAUUCCAAUUACUUUGUACAACACUGUGGCCACUCGUAGGUUUGUCGGGAAAAGUACAAAUUCCACUUCACUUCUGCCUGUAUCCUCUUUCUGUGCUAUCACCUGCUGGCUUCAAGAGACAAACAUGAGGGUGGGUUUUCUCCUUCCCCUCCCAACCAAUGUGUCCUUCUAGCAGGACUUCAGCUGCCUUUGAGGUCAGAUCUGUGUUUCACUCAUAAGCUACUGGGACGUGUUUUCCCUCGGUGCUGUCGGCACCAACUAAGACGCCGCUCGCCGGGGUUUGAUCUAAACGCAAAGGACAGUCAUGUGUGGAAAAUCCCUGCCAGGGCCACGGCAGCUGAACAGCAGAUUGCCAUGGAAAGUCUGUCAUGGAAAGUCAGACCUUGGAAGAGGCCGGGCUGUAAUUCCAGUUGGCGCUUUCACGGGAAGAGCGAAGAUUCCUGCUGACAGAUGACCACCCUGGGAAGCGCCGCCGUGGGACAGCUGCACGUCAGGGGGAGCUGCUGCAGGGCCUGUGCAGCUGUUCCUGCCCUUGUCCCGGGGGCUCUGAUCCCACAGCUCUCCCACAGCCACUGGAGAGAGCUCUCAGCCAGGAGCCUCUCCCAGGGCUGGCAGGGGAAGCCUGUCCACGUUCCCCUGGACACACAGAGCCUUGUGCAGCAAAACACUCACUAAACAGACAUUCAUCCUCCUUUUCAACACACGGAUCCAUCGGCAGUGACACAGGGAACUCCGUGGAUUGCAGGUUGGAAAGCAUUGCCUUAGGGACACGGGGACUAAAAUCAGCCUUACAGACCUGCCUGCCACCAUAACUAAAUCAAUUCUUCACAAACCAUUUGGGUCUGGGGUAUGGCAUUUUGCCAGGGGCUGGGAUUUGGGAAGAAAGGAUGUUCUGCUCCCUGUUACCUGUCUGUGCUGAACUGCUGAACUCCUUUUCUUUUACAAUGCUCAGGUGACUGCACAGAAGUGCUGCUUCUCUGUCACAUGGAGCAGGGGGUGACAGCUGACACUGAACAGUCAUUUGUCCUUGGUUUGUUCCUUGUCCUCACUCGAGCAAGGCACAGCUCCUGAGAGCUUGGCCAGAGCAAGGGACACGCCCAGCACAGGGGCUUUGCAGUUUUCCUCAUCAGUAACAAUAAAUUCUUAACGAAUAUUCAAUAUGUAAAGCUGCUUUACACAGACAAAGCUCAAUCUGUUCAUGAAUGUACCCUGAGAACACACUGCUGCCACAGAACCUUUCAUGCAGAAUCCAUUCACCCUGUUCCAGCGAGGAAACUGCUCCACCAGCACAGGGAGCUGGACUUGUCUCCUGUUGACAAAAGCCAUUCCCCUCCUGCAAAUGGAGAGGUCUCCAGGUCUUUAUGGGCCACAGGACAACAUGCAGCUGCUUCCAUAAAAGAGAUCCAAGGGCAUCAUGUGGGACAGCUGGUGCCUCAGUGAGGCAGUGGCAAUGCCAGUGAGCAGCUUUCCUUGUUUAAAUUUAAUGGACAGAACAAAUUUGCAUCUGAUUUAGAUGAGUCACGUUAACAUCGGCCUAAGAUCCCAACUCGAGGC